Messenger RNA from Spinacia oleracea (spinach), 1552 nucleotides. RefSeq names its product probable purine permease 11. Bases 194 to 1303 code for a protein of 369 amino acids. The record is from RefSeq and is a predicted model, not a curated record. Gene Ontology annotation, molecular function: purine nucleoside transmembrane transporter activity. Gene Ontology annotation, cellular component: membrane. NCBI's taxonomy places the organism in Eukaryota, Viridiplantae, Streptophyta, Magnoliopsida, Caryophyllales, Amaranthaceae. The transcript has 2 exons.
CUCCAGCCGUCGUUGACCAAAACACUAUCAGAAGACCUUGUGAGCUGUUGAGUUGUUGAGUUGUUGAGUUGUUGAAGCAACAACAUAGUGUACUACUGACUUCCCGCUUUUAUCUGCCGUCUUUCUCUUCUCAUUCUUCACUCCUUUUCCUCUCCUCUCGAUUCUCUCUACUUCUUUCUCUCUCUGCGCAGUCAUGGCCGUCACAGAUGUUGGAGAAACAAUCUUGGCUAAAGAUGGGGGACAAACGGUAAUGCCAAUACUUUUCAAACUAAACCGUUGGCAAUGGUGGCUUUUAGUGGGACUCAAUAUUUUCUUCCUUGUAGCCGGACAAACUGCUUCUGUACUUUUAGGAAGAUAUUAUUAUGAUAAGGGUGGCUCCAGCACGAUUAUGGCCACCCUUGUUCAAACUGCCGGGUUUCCUAUUCUUUUUAUCCCGCUCCUAUUUCUUCCAGCUUCCGAAAAUUCUCCAACCCCUUCUGACUCACUCUCCGGAAAGUAUAUUUGCUUAAUUUACAUCGGUCUAGGAAUAGUUCUUGCUGGGGACAAUUUUUUGUACUCUUACGGACUCUUAUAUCUCUCUGCCUCAACGUAUUCUCUCAUUUGCGCUACCCAAUUAGCUUUCAAUGCUAUCUUUGCUUACUUCAUCAAUUCUCAGAAGUUCACCCCAUUGAUUCUGAAUGCUGUAGUCAUUCUUUCAUAUUCCGCUGCUCUGCUUGGGGUUAACGAGAGUUCUGAUGCACCGGAAGGGGUAACCAAGGGACAGUAUGCCAUUGCAUUUCUGUGCACCAUUGGAGCUUCAGCUGUUUACUCGCUAUUGCUUUCACUGAUGCAGCUUACCUUCCAAAAGGCACUGAAAAAAGUAUCGUUCUCUGUUGUUUUAGAGAUGCAAAUCUAUCCAUCAAUUGUUGCAAGUAUUGUUUCUGUUGCUGCUCUAUUUAUAAGUGGGCAGUGGCAGACAUUGGAAGGUGAAAUGAACGGUUUUCACACCGGGAAAGUUUCUUAUGUGAUGACGUUGGUUUGGACCGCUGUAUGUUGGCAGGUUUGCUCAGUUGGUGUUGUAGGGUUGAUCUUUUUGGUAUCUUCAUUGUUUUCAAAUGUUAUCAGUACCGUGGCAUUGGUUGUUGGUCCUAUCGCUUCAGUCAUAGCCUUCCAUGACAAGAUGAAUGGUGUUAAGAUAAUUGUUAUGCUUCAAGCACUUUGGGGAUUUGCUUCUUAUCUCUAUCAGAAUUACCUUGAUGAUUCUAGAUCAAACGAGUUACGGAGACAAAUGGAUGCUAACGAGACGAGGGUUGCUGCUUGUUGAUACAGUUUAUGAAAGUUGCAAAGAAAUGAAAUACUAGUAGAGCAUUAUUUUCUGUAGAUGGGCCAAAUGGUCAUCCUGUAUUCACUUUUUUUUUUAUUAUUAUUUAUUUAUUAGGCAUUCUCAACACAUUUAGAAACUAUGCAAAAUAAUAAUCAUGGGUUAGUAUAUUAACCCAUGAUUAUAGUUCUCUAUAUUACAGUAUUCUAUAAAUUAUUCUUUCGAACUGCUGGAAGAAUGAUUUUUUUUUCA